Messenger RNA from Rhagoletis zephyria (snowberry fruit fly), 2127 nucleotides. RefSeq names its product zinc finger protein 391-like. Gene Ontology annotation, biological process: regulation of DNA-templated transcription. Gene Ontology annotation, molecular function: DNA-binding transcription factor activity, RNA polymerase II-specific; RNA polymerase II cis-regulatory region sequence-specific DNA binding; zinc ion binding. Lineage: Eukaryota; Metazoa; Arthropoda; Insecta; Diptera; Tephritidae. The record is from RefSeq and is a predicted model, not a curated record. Gene Ontology annotation, cellular component: nucleus.
AAAAAAAAAAGCGUUCAUCGCGCAUAUUGUUUUUAUCUAUAUAUUUUUAUUUACUUUUUGUUUGAUUUAGUUUAUUACCUGAUAACUUAAAUUAAAUAUCCCGGUAAGCUGUGAAUUUUUGAAAGAUAAUGAAAUCAUGGCUAUAAGAGAUGUUAGUUAACUACUGGAAUAUGCCGAAGAACAUACAACCAAUAUGCAGGGCGUGCUUGCGAAAAUGCAAAGGUCGGCGCGUUUUACUGCAGGAUACUUUCCCAGAAGACGCAAUGCAAGAGCCCAUUAUGUACUCGACAGCCUACGCAGCGUGCACUCAAUUGGAUAUAACAACAGGGGCAGACGGCAUGCCGGAAUACCUGUGUAAUAGUUGCAGUCGUGACCUGCAGGACGCUUAUGAGUUUCGUAAUAAAGCUAUACGAAGUUUUGAAAAGCUACUUAGUCAAAUUGGUUUACAAAAACAAGAGAAUGUAGCGAGAGCAGUAUCACCAUCCGAAUUCGAGUUGCCCGAUAAUCAUACAGCAGCAGCGUAUAUGCGUGCAGAUGCUGACAUAAUUGACGCAUGCAGUAUGGAAGUGGCGAAGCGUACAAAAGACCCGCUUGAAGAUUCUGAGAGUGAAAAUGAAUCAGAGAACAAACUCAAGUCUCCAGCAUCCAUUCACACGUUUUCGGAUAACGCUUAUGACACCGAGGAUGACAAACCACUUAAACAAUUGAUAAUUAAAAAGGAAUGUAACAUAUUCAACACGGACAAUGUGGAUGAAACUGCCUCUGCGCCUCUGGGUAAUCAGUCAUUGUACGAUGAUGAUGAUGAGCUGAUAGGAGAUGAAAACAUUGACACUGAAAGAAUCACGGAUUCUAUGUUUUCACCCGAAGCGCACAUUUUUCCUAAAGGACGCUUCAUAUGCGCGAUUUGUGAUCAAAAUUAUUUUACUUCAAUCGGCCUAAAAGCCCAUAUGGAAGUGCAUCUUGCAAAGAGUGUUACAACAAAAAAGAAACGUACACGUAACAAAAAACGCAAGACUUCAAUAAAACCCGACUCAGAGGUUGAAGUUUCAACUGUAGACGCUGGCUGUGAUAAUUCGAACCCAUGCCAAUCCAUCAAUAGCAAAAGGUUAGAAAAACAAACGGAGCCUCAUAAAGACCAAAAUUAUAAAAAAAAGCGUAAACCGAAGGAGCCAAAACCUAAGCGUAUGUUCCCUUGCCACGUAUGCGGGAAGCAUAUGAUAUCGGCUUCUAAGCUACGCUAUCACAUGGUAAUGCACACAGGCGAAAAGGACUAUUUGUGCACAAUGUGUCCAAAGGCUUAUUCUACAAUCUAUGCUCUAAAGCAUCAUAUACGGACACACACUGGCGAGAGACCUUACGAGUGUAAAUUUUGCGGUGAUCGUUUCCUAAGACCCACCACGCUUAAAAGUCAUCAGCGUCGUCAUACCGGUGAACGUCCCUACGGUUGCGAUGUAUGUGGCAAACGUUUCAUACAACACUCAUCGAUGACAACGCACAUGAAACUUAAUCAUAUGGAUAAAACUAUACAGUGUCCACACUGUGAUAAGAAAUACGCACGACAAACAGAUUUGAAUACACAUUUGCUUAGCCACACCGGUGAUAAACCAUACCCUUGUCAGCUGUGUCCUAGUCGUUUUGUACGGCAAGCAAACCUCAAUAAGCAUAUGAAUCAACAGCAUGCCGAGAAGGCUAGUGCAUCAAAUCUUAGCAGCGCCACUGCUGCUAAGAAGAUUAAUAAAGAUGGUGCGAUAAUGCACCACAAUGAUAAUAAAUUAUUAUUUGAAGAAAGUGAGGGAGUGCUGCGCAGUUCAAAUGCGACCUGUGAUGAAACAUUUCCAACUGGGAGUAAUAUUGUGGAAAGCUGUCGAAAUUUUCUUAGCUCCCAAAAUGAGAAUUAUGUGCAAAGUCAACAGACAACACAUAUUUUGACUGAGGAGCAGCUCAACAGUGAUAAUUUAGUGCCUUGGAAUUGUUGAAAAUGUACUUAAGUAUUAGCAUUAACUAGCUAUAAGCUUUAAUAACGCAGGUAGGUAAGUUUUAAAAAUUGACUUGCCUUGUGUUGAAAAAUUAAUUCAGAUGAUUAAAAAAAAGUAAAAAAAUGUUCCUCAGUAAACAAGUACAACAGUA